This is a messenger RNA of Papaver somniferum (opium poppy), 1440 nucleotides long. Its product is annotated as benzyl alcohol O-benzoyltransferase-like. Bases 1 to 1440 code for a protein of 479 amino acids. The record is from RefSeq and is a predicted model, not a curated record. The transcript is spliced from 2 exons. Lineage: Eukaryota; Viridiplantae; Streptophyta; Magnoliopsida; Ranunculales; Papaveraceae.
AUGAUGACUCCAUCCACAAUUGAGACAUUAGUGUUCACAACUAGAAAGAAAGAGCCAGAAUUAAUAUCUCCAUCUAGGCCAACACCCCAUGAAUUUAAGUAUCUCUCAGAUAUUGAUGACCGUUUUCGUUUUCAUUCACCGGUUAUUCAACUCUAUCGUAACAAUAAAAGGAACAGCAAAGUCGAUAGAAAAUCAGAUCCCGUAGAUGUGAUCAGAGAAGCUAUAGCAAAUGCCCUUGUCUUUUAUUACCCAUUUGCCGGAAGGGUAAGGGAAUCACCUUUCGGGGGAAAGCUAGUUGUAGAAUGCACCGGUGAAGGUGUAAUGUUUAUCGAGGCUGAUGCUGAUAUUUGUCUCGACCAGUUCAACAAUAUUAAUGACUUGAAGCCUCCAUUUCCAUGCUUGAAUGAACUUCUUUAUCUUGUCCCCGGCUCAGUAGAUCUGAUUAACAUCCCUCUCUUAUUAAUUCAGGUGACUCGAUUUUUAUGCGGAGGAUUCAUUUUAGCCGUUAGGUCCAACCACACUAUUAGUGACGCUCAGGGAUUAAAGCAGUUCUUGAUGGCUCUUGGUGAAAUUGCUCGCGGCUAUGAAUCUCCAUUCGUGCUUCCUGUUUGGCAAAGGGAACUCCUAAGCUCUCAUGAACUCCCAGAAACACCAAACAAAGAGUGCGAUCUUUUUCAUAGAACCAGAGGUAUCUCUCUUCCUUUCGGUCAAAACCAAGAAGUCCAUCGUACUUUCUUUUUCGGUAAGCAAGAGAUGAUAUCUCUAAAGAAACACUUGCCUCCACAUCUUCAUACAUGUUCAAAUUUUGAGAUCCUCACUGCAUGCUUAUGGAGAUGUCGAACAUUAGCAUUCAAUCUUGAUCCCAAAGAAGACGUCCGUCUCUUUUUUAGUGUCAACGGGCGUGGAAAAGACCGCCUCAAUUUGCCCGAAGGAUUCUACGGUAAUGCUCUUGGUUGCGGGAUGGCAUCCUCAACAGCAGAGAACAUAUGUAGAAACUCUUUCGAAUAUACAUUAGAUUUGGUUGUGAAAUCCAAGAACAAACUUCUCAACACAGACACUAAAGAAGAUAAGGGCACAACAUUGAAGAACAAGAUGUUAAAAUCAUGGACUGAUUUUACAACUAACUAUGCUUUGGUUGGGAAUCACUACUUUGUUACAGAUAUAACACGUGCAAGAUUUUCCGAAGUGGAUUAUGGAUGGGGGAAAGCAGUGUAUGCUGGGCCAAUGAUAGUGCAUCAUAUUCCAAACCCUGAAGAUAGCAGCUUCUACAUCCCUUAUGAAAAUAGCAAAGGAGAGUACGGUAUUUAUGUGCCUAUUUGCCUACGGCAGCAAUUCAUGAAGAGGUUUGUAGUCGAGCUUGGAAGAAUGAUUAGCGAGCCACCUAUAAAGUUGAAUAAUCAAUUUCAGACAUCAAAAAAACCAGUUCGUUCUGCUCUUUAA